Eleginops maclovinus (Patagonian blennie) is the source of this 1471-nucleotide messenger RNA. Its product is annotated as glutamate-rich protein 6. The record is from RefSeq and is a predicted model, not a curated record. The transcript is spliced from 6 exons. The coding region runs from base 15 to 1124 and encodes 369 amino acids. NCBI's taxonomy places the organism in Eukaryota, Metazoa, Chordata, Actinopteri, Perciformes, Eleginopidae.
UUUCAUUUUAGUCAAUGCCACUGUUCUGCUGUGCUCAGCGGCAGCAGCUGUAUAAGAUGCUGGUGAAGCAGAGGUGUUUGGUUGAGGGCAGAUGUGACCUGAGGAAUCGUACUCCAACAUCUCCCAGAGACAAGGAGGAGCUUCUCUUACAAGGCAAGGAGAUGGAGAAUAACAACAAGUUUAUCAUGGACUUACUGAGUGGACUUAGAGAGCAAUCAGAAGUGAAAAUCUAUGAGGAUUACUCAGUCCAACUACCUGUGGCAGAAACCUUUCCCCCAGCAUCAAAGGUCCUUAACUUCCGGCUCUCUCGUGCUCCAGGAAAAGGAUGUUGGACAGUUUGUCCUUGGAGCGAUUCUGAAAAGGAAUUGAAAAUAAAAGCGGAAGAGGAGCAGCUGUUGGUCCUUUUUUGUGAAAACAAGCAACUUCAGUUUGGCAUAUGUCAUUAUCAUCAGGAUGCAGAAUCUCUUCAGAAGUAUUAUUCCAACAGCAGGACAUUUCUUACUGUGCUCCCUGAUGGCUCUGCUCAGGCCUUCUAUCCCUCAGGCCUCUUGGCUCUGGUUGUCGUGGUCACUGCAGAAAAUGGGAGAGUCUGCAUCGUGUACGAUGACAGCGAUGCCUCCACUCCAUCAAUGAGAGCCAUGUUCCAGUCUGACGGCAGGGCGACAUGUUAUCACAGCAAUGGGAACAUAUGGCUGACUAUAAACAGUGCCGGCGGUCAGUGUUUGAAUGAGGCUGGUACCAGGGUUCGUCGGUGGAGCUGGAACAGUCAGAGCCUCAUCCCCACUCCCCUGCAUCCCGUCUUCCUGUCCCUCAACAAAGCCGUUGGGGUCCGAAUCUUCGGGAAGGAACAGGUGUUUGUUUCCUUCCUGGCGAAAGGUCAACAGGCAAGGUUCAGUGUUGGUUCCUGCUGCACUCAGGUGAAGCCAUGUUUCUCUACCUACAUUUUCAUCUUGCAGGUGCUUGCAUCGCCAAUUCUGCUUCGUUCAUCUUUUUUUACCCACUCCAGUGUGAAUGUACAACAGGCAGCGAUGCUUCAGGACCGUCAACAUCAAAGGAAGAGCUGUAUGUAUUGGAAGCCAGGGCUAGGAUCCACCAGGCUUUUCAGAAUCUCCACCAGUACAUGACGACGCCUUCACAUCCCCAUCUGCUGAAAACCACAUAAGCCCAACACCUCCAUGUUGUUGCCCAGAGGCUUCUGGAGGCCAGUACUGAUGUGAUGAGUGAGAGUCUUUAUCCAAAGAGAUCAAGAUUGUCUGCCAGUAACGAAGCAACCUGGGACAAAAUGAGUGCAGCUUUGCCAUGGAAAAAAGGCAGUCACAUCCAACAAUUGUUAUCUUACAAAGAAAGCCCUAAAAAGUUACCUUUCCUCUCUUGCUUUCGCCCUCUACCCCCUCCACCUCUUGUAAAGUGCUGAAUAAAUGUUAUGUAUUAUUACAUAAUCAGGGUUAUACAACAGACAGCCGUCACAAAC